Molecule: messenger RNA, 219 nt
Organism: Cavenderia fasciculata
Lineage: Eukaryota; Evosea; Eumycetozoa; Acytosteliales; Cavenderiaceae
Exons: 1
Coding region: 1-219 (72 amino acids)
Source: RefSeq, a predicted model, not a curated record
AUGACUGGUGCCAAGAUGAGUAUGUGGUCUUGUAGAUGUUUCAAACAUCUUGGUAGUACAAAAGGAACAAUUAACGAUGCCUUUGACAUAGUAGGUCCCCCUCUGAGGGUUCCUAGAGUACUACCAUUAAGACUGGAUAAACUUAGUAAAUCCUUUAUCUUUCAUCUUGCAGAGUGGUCAGUCUUGGAGGAAUCAUUGGUUGGUCUUGGCGGCAUCUAG